Molecule: messenger RNA, 456 nt
Organism: Iphiclides podalirius (scarce swallowtail)
Lineage: Eukaryota; Metazoa; Arthropoda; Insecta; Lepidoptera; Papilionidae
Source: the annotation of a GenBank genome assembly
AUGGCAGAUGAUGAUGAAGUUGUGGAAGAAGCAGAGGGAGUUCUGAGCGAAGAAGUUGGUAGUGCAAAUGAACUAAGUCCAAUAGAGACCGAAAAACCUCUGGAGCCACCGAAGUAUGAGAUUCGUCCAGGACUUGGUGAGAAAUUUCAGUCUCAAAAUGUACGUGAGAUUAUUGGGCAGACAAUGAAAGAACAGCUGAUGGGGCGUCAAUAUCGUUCAGACCAAGCACCGAAGUGGGCAAAGGUUAUUGCCAAUGCAGUGCGUCAAAGGGUGCAGGAACUUGGGAUGAAAAGGUACAAAAUUGUAGUUCAAGCAACGAUUAUUGAAAUGAAGGGGGCGGGUGUAAAAUGCGGUCAGCGGUGCAUCUGGGAUCCAGAGACUGAUGAUUAUGUGGAUGAUUUGUUCAGGAGCGAUACAAUGUUCUGCUAUACCAUAGUGUAUGGGGUUUAUAUGUAC